This is a messenger RNA of Choloepus didactylus (southern two-toed sloth), 4293 nucleotides long. It is a transcript of the gene LNX2, whose product is annotated as ligand of numb-protein X 2. Bases 104 to 2170 code for a protein of 688 amino acids. Lineage: Eukaryota; Metazoa; Chordata; Mammalia; Pilosa; Megalonychidae. Gene Ontology annotation, molecular function: protein binding; ubiquitin-protein transferase activity. The transcript has 9 exons. The record is from RefSeq and is a predicted model, not a curated record.
AGACCUUCGUUUUAGUCAAAUACAUCACUUUCUAUUAAAGGAACCGAAACUUUAAGUGGAAGUCUAACAUAUGAGGAAACAGAACUGCUCCAGUUAAUUCAAAAUGGGAACGACAAGUGACGAGAUAGUUUCUGUGGAACAAACCCCGAGCUCCUUAAAUCCUCUGUGUUUUGAAUGUGGCCAGCAGCACUGGACAAGAGAAAACCACUUAUACAAUUACCAGAACGAAGUGGAUGAUGACCUAGUCUGCCACAUUUGCCUUCAGCCUCUGCUGCAGCCGCUAGAUACACCCUGUGGACACACAUUCUGCUACAAGUGCCUCAGAAACUUUCUGCAAGAGAAAGACUUCUGUCCAUUGGACCGGAAACGACUUCAUUUUAAGUUGUGCAAGAAGUCUAGUAUUCUAGUACAUAAGCUUCUGGAUAAAUUACUAGUUUUAUGUCCUUUUUCUUCAGUGUGCCAAGAUGUAAUGCAGCGCUGUGAUCUGGAGGCACAUCUUAAAAAAAGGUGUCCUGGAGCUUCUCAUUGGCGAGUUGCCCUAGAAAAACGGAAAACUAGUAAAACUCAGACAGAGAUUGAGAGUGAAAAUGGACCCACUGUAGUAGAUCAUCCAGGGACCGUGUCACCAGAAACAGACAGUUCGGGGACAGGGGCAGUGCCUGCUGAACGGGACUUUACAUCAGCGUCUCUCUCCGCAUGGGCCGAGGAGCCUGGCCUGGACAACCCCGCCUUCGAGGAGAGCACUGGAGCUGACACCGCACAGCAGCCACUUAGUUUGCCAGAAGGAGAAGUAACCACGAUUGAAAUUCAUCGGUCUAAUCCUUACAUUCAGUUAGGAAUUAGCAUUGUGGGUGGCAAUGAAACACCACUGAUUAACAUUGUUAUCCAGGAAGUCUAUCGAGAUGGGAUAAUCGCCAGAGAUGGAAGACUCCUUGCCGGAGACCAGAUUCUUCAGGUUAACAACUAUGAUAUCAGCAAUGUGUCCCAUAAUUAUGCCCGAGCUGUCCUUUCCCAGCCAUGUAGCACACUGCACCUCACUGUGCUUCGAGAGAGACGCUUUGGCAGUCGAGCAAACAACCAUCCUGAUAACAGCUCUCCACGAGAAGAGAUUUUCCACGUAGCUCUUCAUAAACGGGACUCUGGAGAGCAGCUCGGCAUCAAAUUAGUACGAAGGACAGAUGAGCCAGGUGUUUUUAUUCUCGACCUGCUGGAAGGAGGGCUGGCCGCACAGGAUGGAAGGCUCAGUAGCAACGAUCGCGUGCUCGCCAUCAACAGCCAUGACCUGAAGCAUGGAACACCUGAGCUUGCUGCACAGAUCAUUCAGGCUAGUGGAGAGAGGGUGAACCUAACAAUUGCAAGACCAGGGAAAGCACCUCCUGGUAACACUAGCCGCGAAGCUGGAACUCAGAGCAGCAGCCAGCACCACUCUCAGCAGCUGUAUCACAGCAGACCCAGCUCACACAAGGAUCUUACCCAAUGUGUUACAUGUCAAGAAAAACAUAUUACUGUAAAGAAGGAGCCACACGAGUCCCUUGGAAUGACAGUUGCUGGAGGCAGAGGAAGUAAGAGUGGCGAGUUGCCCAUCUUUGUAACCAGUGUGCCACCUCAUGGCUGUCUUGCACGAGAUGGCAGGAUCAAGAGAGGUGAUGUGUUGCUGAAUAUCAAUGGCAUUGACUUGACCAAUUUAAGCCACAGUGAGGCUGUGGCUAUGCUGAAAGCCAGUGCUGCUUCCCCAGCUGUUGUCCUUAAAGCGCUGGAGGUCCAGAUUGCGGAGGAGCCGACGCAGACCACAGAAGAGCAGCCCAGCGCUUUCAGUGAGAACGAGUACGAUGCCAGCUGGUCCCCAUCGUGGGUCAUGUGGCUCGGCCUUCCAAGUGCCCUUCAUAGCUGCCAUGAUAUAGUUUUACGGAGAAGUUAUUUGGGAAGUUGGGGCUUUAGUAUCGUCGGUGGAUAUGAAGAGAACCACACCAAUCAGCCUUUCUUCAUUAAAACUAUUGUCCUGGGAACUCCUGCUUAUUAUGAUGGAAGAUUAAAAUGUGGAGACAUGAUUGUGGCUGUGAACGGCCUGUCGACCGUGGGGAUGAGCCACUCAGCGUUGGUGCCCAUGUUGAAGGAGCAGAGGAGCAAGGUCACUCUGACGGUCAUUUGUUGGCCUGGAAGCCUCAUUUAGAGUUUUGAAACUGGUUUAGAGUUGACCAUCUUUGCUUGAAACCCUUUGGUUUCAUUGUGUUUCUGGUUGUUAGGAGCUACUGACACAGCUGGUAUAGGCAGGGCCAAAAACCACUAAGAUUGUCCUUUAAUUCCAUAAUAGUUCUCUCAAGUUAGACACAUUUCUUUCAUCCUGAAAGCAGUCUCCCAUUAACCCUUGUGAGUUUACAUUUGCAGAAUUCAGCCUCUAGUUGUCAGAAUGUUACCUAUAAUACAGAAGGAAGCCUCCCCAGACUGGCAGAGCCAGCUGGAUUAUGGAACUUCUGGUGGGUCUUUGUUUUCAAAAACGGAAUCGUAAAGCGGAUUACGUGUCCUCCACGACUGGAGUCGGUGAAGCCAAGAGAAGUGCGUUCACUGCCGCUGUCACAGCCAGCACCAUGAAUGGGUACAUUUUAAAUUUGAGUGAGAAUCGAUUCCCAUUUUUCAUCGGUACCAACAUUUCAAAAAUUCAUCCUAUUUAUAAAGUGAUCUUUCUGGUUUCUUUUAUUUCUGCUUUGGUCUCUCAGUAUUCAUAGAUAGUGAAGACAUAAGCUUGACACUAUGAAGAGGUUUUUUAAAAAUAAUGCACCAUUAUUAGAAUAGUAGAGAAUAAAAGAUAAUGUUAUCCAGUGAAAAAAAGGAAUUUGGAAGGUAAUUAUAGUUUAGUGCUGAAGAUGGUUAAAGCCUCAUUUACUUGAACAGUCCUAAAGCAUUAAUGAUUCAUUUCCAAAGGAAUGUUUUGUUACAUAGGAAAAUUUUGAAGCAGUUUUUGCUAAAAAUCCUUUCUAGAGUUUGUAUUGUAUUUAUCAGCAGUCUUGGCUGGAAAUGUUUUUGUGAUUUAUGCAGCUAAAAUAGAUGAUAAAGAUAAAACCAUACUGCUGUUAAAUAUACACUUAUAUAUAGAUAGAUCACAGCCAAAUAGGAGAAGGAGACCUUUUUAUUUUAUUCUGAUAAGAGUCUUGAGUGUUUUAGAAGCCCUUGUUUUUCCCAUUAUUUCAUUACUUAUGAACGUAAUUAUUUCAAGAGACAAAAAAGUUCUGGUUUUUUAAAUAGGUUUUAGAUCUUAAUAUUUUCCAAUCAACACUUGGUCACUAGACUAUUUCAUAUUUUUGAAAUGUUUUUGAAAGCUCUGACCAGCCCAUUUUGUUUGUCCUUUAUUCCACAUAAUUGUGCUUUGGAAGAACACAUAAAGAAAUGAAUAAGAGAAAAGUAUCUUUACCUUUUUAAUAUUAUGCAUAAUUGAAAAAAGUUUCAUUUAGAAAUCUAGUUCAGAAUCUGAGCUAAUUUACAAGUGGCCUCUGGAAUAAAUGGUGUUGAUGAUCAGAGAAUGUAUUUCAAAACACUUUAAUCUGUUGUGAAGCAUGACCACUUUAUUUUCCAACUUAGCAGUUUCAUUGCUGGGAUUUAUUGUAUUUGCAUGUCAUUGAUUAUUCCAGUUAGUUUUAUAAUGAUUUUUUCAAAACAUACCUCUUUUGAAUAAAUAGGAAAUGUCAACCAUAAUGCUUACUGAUGUGUUCAACUCCCUAGCUAUACUGUGUGGUCAACUUAUAACCAGGAUACAGUGUAAUGCCCCAUACAGUAUAUUACUGUUAUGUGAUGAUUGGCUUUUGAAACAAUUUGAUAUUGCAAUGCUUUGAUAUUCUAAUUGAAACAGAACAAGUUUUUUCCCCUGCACCCCAGGUAGAAUUUUGUUAACUACUUGCUAUUUUUUUUUUAAACAUUUUAUAAGAGUGCAUCAUUUCUUGGGGAGUGGCCAUCCAUCAACAAAUAUAAGUACCACUUUGUUAUAUAUAAAAUACUUACAUUGAAUCCUGUGGUAUAAUGAGUGUUUAGAAAGAAAAAAAUUUUUAAUCAUGGAAGUCUUGGAAUCAGCUUAAGCCACAGGUUUUCUUACGAAAGACUAGCUUCUGGUCAGAGUGAGGUUUGGGAUGGAAACUUGUUCAUAAUUUAUUGUUACUAUGGAAAUAUUUGGAUUUUCUCUUCUGGUUAAAUAUUUUGAUUUGUUCCAUGCCUUCAGUUUAAAUUAUUUCAGGAUUUUUCAGAUGUGUUUAAAUAAUGAUGUGAUAAUCAUUCAGGAUGGAAAUAAAAGUCAUCCUUUCUAUAACA